Messenger RNA from Arabidopsis arenosa, 867 nucleotides. Lineage: Eukaryota; Viridiplantae; Streptophyta; Magnoliopsida; Brassicales; Brassicaceae. The record is from the annotation of a GenBank genome assembly.
AGAAGCUACAAUGAUCAUGAAAGCAGUCAAGAAACCGGACCCGAAUCACCAAAUUCUUCAACCUUCAACGACAUGAAAGCUCUUAUCUCUUCUCAUUCGCCAAAACGAAGCAGGAGAUCCGUAGAGAAGAGAGUAGUGAACGUACCGAUGAAAGAAAUGGAAGGAUCUCGGCACAAAGGUGACACAACUCCGCCGUCAGAUUCAUGGGCUUGGCGUAAGUACGGCCAAAAGCCCAUUAAGGGUUCUCCUUACCCUAGAGGUUAUUACCGUUGUAGUAGCACAAAAGGUUGUCCGGCGAGGAAGCAAGUCGAGAGAAGCAGAGAUGAUCCAACGAUGAUCCUCAUCACUUACACUUCUGAGCAUAACCAUCCUUGGCCUCUCACUUCUUCCACAAGAAACGGGCCUAAACCCAAACCCGAGCCCAAGCCUGAACCGGAGCCUGAGGUAGAGCUAGAGGCGGAGGAGGAGGAUAAUAAGUUUAUGGUUCUUGGAAGGGAGAUUGAAACAACACCGUCUUGCGUCGACGAGUUCGCGUGGUUUACGGAGAUGGAGACAACGUCUUCGACUAUUCUUGAGAGCCCGAUUUUCUCGUCGGAGAAAAAGACGGCUGUCUCCGCGGCGGAUGACGUGGCGGUGUUCUUUCCGAUGGGAGAGGAAGAUGAGUCUUUGUUCGCCGAUCUCGGCGAGUUGCCGGAGUGUUCGGUGGUGUUUCGUCACCGGAGUAGCGUAGUGGGGUCACAAGUUGAGAUCUUUUGACACGUGGUGAUAUUUUAUUGGAUAUUUGUUGUCGCUCACAUGGGAAGCGUUGUACGCACGGCGUUUUUGUUUUAGUUUCUCAACGGUAAUCAAUAAAUCAUCAUAUAAAAG